This is a messenger RNA of Harpia harpyja (harpy eagle), 1624 nucleotides long. RefSeq names its product G protein-coupled receptor 135 (gene GPR135). Lineage: Eukaryota; Metazoa; Chordata; Aves; Accipitriformes; Accipitridae. Gene Ontology annotation, biological process: G protein-coupled receptor signaling pathway. Gene Ontology annotation, molecular function: G protein-coupled receptor activity. The record is from RefSeq and is a predicted model, not a curated record. Gene Ontology annotation, cellular component: membrane.
AUGAGGCUGCGCAUGGAGCCGGCGGCGGCCGUGCCGGGCAACCUCUCCCGCGGCGGCGGCGGCGGCAACGAGAGCGGCGGCGCGGCGGCGGGAGCGGCGGCGGGGUGGUCUGCGGCGGCGCUGGCCUCGCAGGCGCUGGCGCUGCUGCUCAUCUUCGCCCUCUCGGCGCUGGGCAACGGGGCGGUGGUGCUGGUGAUCGCCCGGCACCGGCAGCUCCGCACGGUCACCAACGCCUUCGUGCUGUCGCUGUCGCUGUCGGAGCUGCUGGGCGCCCUGCUCUGCCUGCCCCUGGCCUUCCUCAGCCUGCUCAGCCGCCCGCCCGGCGCCUGGCUCUUCGGGCAGCGCCUCUGCCUGGCCAGCGCCGCCCUCCAUGCCGGGCUGGGCAUCGCCGCCACCCUCACCAUGGCCCUCCUCUCCUUCGACCGCUACUGCGCCAUCGUCCGCCAGCCCCGACACAAGAUGGGCCGCCGUCGCGCCGCCCAGCUCCUGGCCGCCGUCUGGCUGGCCGCCCUGGCCCUGGCCGGACCCUGGUACGGGCUGGCGGGCGAGGGGCGGCAGGAGGCCCGGCCUGGGGCCUACCGCUGCAUCUACGUGCUGCCCUGGGGCUCCUCCCGGCUGGGGCCGCCCUACGGCGCGGCCCUCAUCGUGCUCUGCUACCUCCUGCCCUUCGCCCUCAUGUGCUUCUGCCACUACAACAUCUGCCGGGCCGUGCGGCUGGCCGAGAGCCGCGUGCGGCCCCUCACCACCUACGGGCACCUGCUGCGGGCCUACGGGGAGAUGCGCACGGCCACCACCGUCCUCAUCAUGAUCGUCUCCAUCAUCUGCUGCUGGGGGCCCUACUGCAUCCUGGGGCUGGCCGCCGCCGCCGGCCACCUGCCCUUCUCGCCCACCAUGGACGCCGUAGCCAGCGGGAUGGCCUGGGCCAACGGCGCCAUCAACCCACUCAUCUACGCCGCCCGCAACCCCAACAUCUCCGUGCUGCUGCGGCGCAGUCGUGAGGGUGGCUACAGGACUAGGAACAAUGUGGCGGCCUACCUCUCGGUCCCGGGCCGCCAGCCGGAGCCCUGGAACCGGGCUGACCGCGUCCGGGAGCGCUACGUCAACCGGCACAGCGGCCCCCCGGGCAGCGCCCCGACCUCCUCCAGCCCGGCGAGCGGGGCAGAGGUGGCCAUGUGGGCCUGCAAGAACCCCGCUGUACUCUUCUGUCGGGAUGGGCAACCAGACACCAUCUCUGAGGCUGCCUUGCCGGCCAAAGCAGACACCGUCGACACCAGCCUCUGAAGGGAUGGGGGUCUGGGGUGGAGUCACUGGGCUCCGGGGCUGUCUCCCUGAGGAAACGCAGGCAGCCCCGGCACUUGGAGCCCUUUGCAGCCAGAUUACCGGGAAAUGGGAGGGACGGGACUGCAUGAGCCACAGUGUGGUUUCUUCUCCAUUCUGUGAACUGGUUUGGAUACCCAGUCUGCGAGCAGCAAGAGCUCCACAGGGAAAUCAAGUCCCUCUUCACUUUCAGCAGGCCUGACACACUGGUGAUAGCCGCCAAGCCCAGCCAGCACAAGAGCUUGACUGCAAGAAUGAAACGGUGUUUUCUCCAGUCCUGUAGGAAGUGCCACAGUGAAGCUGAGAC